Molecule: messenger RNA, 5017 nt
Organism: Nerophis ophidion (straightnose pipefish)
Lineage: Eukaryota; Metazoa; Chordata; Actinopteri; Syngnathiformes; Syngnathidae
Product: nucleotide sugar transporter SLC35D2-like
Exons: 12
Coding region: 90-1061 (323 amino acids)
Cellular component (GO): Golgi apparatus
Molecular function (GO): antiporter activity; GDP-fucose transmembrane transporter activity
Source: RefSeq, a predicted model, not a curated record
GUCGGGAGGGAGGGAGGUUAGAGCGACUCAAUCAAUGGCAGGACCGCAGCCGACACUCGUCCACGGAGCGGAAUGAGAACAAAUCGGGGAUGGCAGAAAGACCUCCGACGGUGUUCAUGAAGCUGCUGGCCGCCGGAUUUUAUAGUUCCAGCUCGUUUUUCCUGGUGGUGGUGAACAAGAGUGUGCUCACCCACUACAGGUUCCCUUCGUCGAUAUGCGUCGGGAUUGGGCAAAUGUUGGCCACGGUGAUUGUCCUGUGGGUGGGCAAGGCUGCGAGGGUGAUCAGCUUCCCAGACUUCGACAAGAAAGUACCACGCAAGACGUUUCCUCUACCUCUCCUCUAUGUGGGCAAUCAAAUUACUGGUCUGUGUGGAACCAAAUCCCUCAAUUUGCCCAUGUUCACUGUCCUCAGGAGGUUCUCCAUCCUAUUCACGAUGCUGGCCGAGAGAUUUCUGCUCAAGAGAAAAUUCUCCAAGUCCAUCCAGCUGACAGUAUUUGCAAUGAUCCUCGGGGCCUUCAUAGCUGCAAGCGCUGACAUGUCCUUUGACAUGCAAGGCUACGUCUUCAUCUUCCUCAACAACGUGCUCACCGCCGCCAACGGUGCUUAUGUGAAGCAGAAAUUGGAUGCAAAGGAGCUGGGCAAAUACGGUUUGCUGUAUUAUAACGCACUAUUUAUGAUCCUGCCCACUGUGAUGUUGGCUCACAUGACCGGCGACAUACAGAAGGCUAUGGCUUUCAAUGGCUGGUCAGAUGCUUUGUUCCUCACACUGUUCCUCCUCUCUUGCAUCAUGGGGUUUGUUCUCAUGUACUCCACAGUGUUGUGUACACAGUAUAACUCUGCGUUGACCACCGCCAUCGUUGGAUGCAUCAAGAAUGUGCUGGUGACGUAUAUCGGCAUGGUGUUAAUCGGGGACUACGUCUUCUCCUGGACUAACUUCAUAGGUGUGAACAUCAGCAUCGUGGCCAGCUUGGUGUACUCCUACAUCAGUCUGCGAGAGGAGCAGCCCAACAAGGCCAGCGAAAGCCCCAAAAUGGAAAUCAAGGGCAAGAUGGUCGUAUGACACUGGUUCCUCUUUUGCUUUUGUAUGACAAUGUACAGCUAAAGUCUUUUUAUUUUGUAUUUAUGACUCCAAGCAAGGUGACUGAUAGUUGUCGUGUGGCUGCCAUGGUUACCAGAUUGUUGUUUUUUUUUCCUUUUAAAGAGAUGCUAUUUUCUUGACGUCUGUAUUUUUUUAAUACGGCCAGUGUUGAAAAAGGGAUGAAUAUUUAUGAGGUUUGUGCGGAAUGUGGAUGAUCUUCCUAGCUGUUUACAUGAAUGUGAGGGCUGAAAUAUACUCUCUCGCUCGUCUUCUCGCCCCCGCACCGACAGGACUAACUGCCAAUCACGGCGCCAAAAGAAUUCGUAACUACCCUUUUCAUCGGGUUCUGGAAAAACCUGCUCCCCGCAAGAACUCACGCACCUGCGUAUGAAUCCAGGCCAGGUUAGGUCCUUACACUUCAUGCCGAUAUUAGUGUAUUUUUUGUUUGUAGGAACUUUGGCUGUUAUUAAGGCAGCGUCAGAAAGCCUUGACACUAAUAAUGAACUCAAUAUUUGUCUACACUAAAUGGAUAACAGUUACGUAUCCAACCCACUCAAGGAACAGGGGCCAAAUCUUGCCCACGGCGUCAUUUAACCUCUUAUGGCACACACUGUUUGUUUACAUGCUUUUUUUAUUUCUCUUUAUUUGGACUUAUUGGACCCUUAUUAGAAUAAAAACUAAGAAUCAUAUUUUGAUAUGAUGUACUUAGUCCAUAAGUACACAAAUGUGUACUUCAUGCUAAUUCUAAUAUUUACAAAAAAAAAAAUUACACCACCAGAUGGCAGUAUAAGUGUCCACAUAUGUGGCCAUAAGACCCCAAUUCAGUAGUGUACACAAUUUUGGAAAUAUGAGCUAAAAAAGGUGCUGUUCACGCAUGUGGCCACUAAGGCCUUUAGAUUAAAGUGGCCCGCCGCGUCAUUGUAUGUAGGCCGCCAUAUCCUCUUAAUGAGGGCCCGCCCCUUAAUUGUAGAGUGACUGUUGUUGCUACAUUAGAAAUAUGUAGCCUGCCACAUCGUUUUACUAAGUCAUUUAUGUGGCCAGCCACUCCAUUUUAAUGUGCCCCGCUACAUUAUCCUAAACACAUUAUUUUAUGCAGCUCUCGAUGUCAUUUAAUAGUGGCCCGUCCCUUCAUUUUAUAAUGGCAUGCUAUAUAAUUCCAAUGUGGUCUUUUUGCGUAAUUUUAUGUGGUCUGUUAAGUCAUUUACCAGCCACAUAUUUUAACGUGGACAGCCACACCAUUUAAAUGUGUGCCCCACUACAUCAUUCUAAAGUGGCCCGACAAAUAUUUUUUAUAUAGACCGCGAUAUCAUUUUAUAUUGGCCCUUCUCCUAACUUUUUUUUGGCAUGCUACACAAUUCUAAUUUGACCCGCUAAGUCAUUUAUGUGACCAGCCAUGUAUUUUUAAGGUGGCCCUCCACACCAUUUAAAUGUGCCCUGACAAAUAAUUUUAUGCAUGCCUCGAUAUCAUUUAAUAGUGGCCCGUCUCUUAAUUUUAUAAUGGCAUGCAACAUAAUUCCAAUUCGCGUCAUUUUUUGUGGUCUGUUAAGUCAUUUACCAGCCACAUAUUUUAACGUGACCAGCCAAAUAAUUUUAAUCGUGGCCAGCCACACCACUUGAUUAUGCCCCACUACAUAAUUCUAAUGUUGUCCGACACAGUUUUAUGUAGGCCACGAUAUAAUUUUAUAGUGGACCGUCCCUUCAUUUUAUAGUGGCAUGCUACAUCAUUCUAAUGUGACCCGCCCACGUCAUUUUAUGUGGUCCGCUAAGUCACUUACUGUAUGUGACCAGCCACUUCUUUUUUAAUAUGACCCUCCACACCAUUUAAAUGUGCCCCGCUAACGUGGCCCGACACAUAUUUUUAUGUAGACCGCGAUAUAAUUUUAUUGUGGCCCGUCACAUAAUUCAAAUGUAGCCCGCUAAGUCAUGUAUGUGACCAGCCACAAUUUUUUUUAAGUGGCCCUCCACACCAUUUAAAUGUGCCCCACUAAAUGAUUCCAACGUGGCCCGACAUUUUAAUGCAGACUGCGAUAUCAUUUUACUAUGGACCGUCCCUUAAUUUUAUCGUGGCAUGUUACAUAAUUCUAACCUGGCCUCUACUUCAUUUUAAGUGGCCCGCCACACCGUUUAAACGUGACGCGCUAAAUAAUUUUAAUGAGGCCUGACAUUUUUUUAUGUAGACCACGAUAUAAUUUUAUCGUGGCAUGCUAAGUCAUUUAUGUGACCAGCCACAUAUGUUUAAUGUGACCAGCCCAAUAAUUUUGUAAUGGCCAGCCACACCAUUUUAAUGUGCCCAACUACAUCAUUCUAAUGUGGCCUGACACAUAAUUUUAUGUAGGCCGUGAUAUCAUUUUAUGUUAGCCCAUCCCUUAAUUUUAUCGUGGCAUGCUACAUAAUUAUAAUAUCGCCUGCCACAUAAUUUUACUGUGGUCCGUCAUUUAUGUGACCUGCAAAAUAUUUGUAAUGUGGCCCGCUAAAUCAUUCUAGUGUGGCCCGAAACAUAAUUUUAUGUCGGCCGUGAUAUCAUUUUAUAGUGGCCCGUCCCUUCAUUUAAUUUGGCAUGGUACAUAAUUCUAAUUUGGCCUGCCACAUCAUUUAUGUGGCCAGUCACAGCAUUUAAACGUGACCCGCUACAUCAUUCUAAUGUGGCCCGACACAUAUUUUUAUGUAGACCACAAUAUACUUUUAUAGUGGCCCGUCCAUUAAUUUAAUCGUGGCAUGCUAAGUCAUUUAUGUGGCCAGCCACGUAUUUUUAAUGUUACCAGCCAAAUAAUUUUACUGUGGCAAGGCACACCAUUUGAUUGUGCCCCGCUACAUCUUUUAUCGUGGCCCGUACCUAAUUUAUGUAGGCCACAAUAUCAUUUUAUAGUGGCCCGUUCCUUCAUUUAAUCAUGGCAUGCUACAUAAGUAUGUCACCAGCCACAUAUUUUUAGUACGACCAGCCAAAUAAUUUUAUCUUGGCCAGGCACACCAUUUGAUUGUACAUAAUUUAUUGUAGCCUUUCCCUUAACUUUUUUGUUGCACACUACAAAAAUCUAACGUGGCUCGCCAAGUCAUUUUAUGUCUGCUACGCAUUUAGUGACCAGUCACUUCUUUUUAAUAGAGGCCGACACAUACAUUUAUGUAGGCCGCUAUAUAUUUUUAUUUCGGCUCGUCGUAAACAAUAAAAACAGUUGCCUUUGCAAGUUAUGUAACAAAGCUAUUCUACAUGUGUAAAUAUUUAAAGUGGCCCUCUGAAAGCAGCCAUGAUAAAAUAAACUGAGUUUCAUAGCCCUGAUCAAGCCUCCUAUUAGACUGUUUAAUUACAAAUGACUUGAUGACGUCACCUUCAAGCCACCCAACUUGAAUAAUGAAAACAUAAUCGUCAUUAUUUUGGCCUAAAUCGCACUACUCUCUUUUUAACCUUUAUUGCUUCAGGUUGAAUUCCAACACACUUUAUGUUCCCAAGUCUGGACAUCAGUUACUCAUCAACACUGUUUUCAGUCACAUCGCCAAAUAAAUAGCAUUGCAAGUUCCCUCCGUCCUCUGCUGCCCCUCAGUGUUCUAGAAGUGAACUGCAAGCAAGACGGCAUGAGAGUGUUUUCCAGCCUUAACAUGUGAUGCCUUCAAUGUCACCUUUAAUAGUCGGUUACUUUGUGUUUGCACUGUCAAACAUGGCUUUAUCUUGGGGAAACGGUACAAUUAGUUUGUGUGUGUGUGUGUGUGUGUGCCCUCGAUGCAGUUCUGGUACUUUGUGCUACACAGCACUUUUUUCAGAGCAGCCUGCCUCACUCACCUUUAAUUUAUUUUAUUUUUUUCACGUUCAUAAUAUUCUGGUACAAGUUCUACAACUUUUUGUCCAAGUUGAUUGGAGUUCCGUGUAAACGUGUGACACGCCAGUGAAGGAUUAGAAAUGUGAUGAGCACAUGUUUCUAAUAAUAAAAAAAAAAAAGAUUAAAAGA